AUGCAGGAACAUCGCAGAGCUAAUCUGAAAAGAAAUAUUGAGUAUAAACUAGGAAACAGAAUCAUUUUUGCUGAGCUUAAUACAAGAGGAAGAAUUAUCCAAUGUCCAAAUUGUCACGUUCCAUUCAGACCUCAUCUCGGAAAUUGGAGGGCAGAGAAGUUUCCAUGUGAAAGAUGCAAAGCUCACUUAUGCUUUAGAAACGGCCCAGCAAGAAGAGCGAGAUGUCUAUCUUCUAAUAUCUCGCGUCCUGUGCCAAACAAUCUUGUGAUGCUUGUAUGUGGCGGGUGUGAAGCAAAAGUGAUUCAUCAAAGGCAUGAUAAAACUGUGAAAUGUUCUGACUGCAAACACAUCAGUGUCACACCUCUUGGAAGAGUUUAUGGGGUUCGUCCACCUACCCAAGAACCUCCACCAGCUAACCGGUUUCUUCGUCCUCAAGUUAACCUGAUUGAUUCUUCUGAAGUUAACCAAGUUGGAAGAGCUUAUGGUGUUCCUCCAGCUAACCAAGAUCCUCUGCAUGUUAACGGGGUUGUUCGUCCUCAAGUUAACGUGAUUGUUCCUCCUCGAGCUAAUCAAGAUUCUCGGCAAUCUUACUGGAUUGAACCUGUUGAAGUUAACAAGGAUCAACCUCGUCUUUACCGGCUUGUUCCUAGUCAACUUAACCACGGCCCUCCACAAGCUAACUGGCUUGUUCCUCCUCAAGUUAACCGGGUUGUUCCUCCUCAAGUUAACCAAGAUCCUCAGCAGGUUUACCAGGUUGGUGCUCAGCAGGUUAACCGGGUUGUUCCUCCUAGAGUUUACCGCCGAAGGAAUCGUGUAGCAAAUGCUGAAACUGAAUCAACUGCGAGUUCUUCUUUCACUCCAAGGCCUGAGAUCACUGUCAUUGAAUACCCUGAUAAUGCUGUUGCUGAAGCUGUGAGGAAUGUUGCUGGAAGCAAGAGAGUAGUAAAAGAAGAAGACAAGACAGAAGCAGCAGGAAGCAAGAAGCCUCGUCUCUGAUCGAUCUAGUGCAAGAAUUUGCAUAUUUUUCUAUUUGUUAUCCACAUUUUAGUUUCUUAUUUUUUUUGUCAAAACACAUUAUUGUUUCUUUUAUUUCCUUUCUACAGUCGAUCAAACUCUCUUGUGGAGAUGUUUUGGUUUCUUUCCUGCUUUGAAAUUUUUAUUUGUGUCAUGUUUUGAA
This is a messenger RNA of Capsella rubella, 1177 nucleotides long. RefSeq lists its product as uncharacterized. NCBI's taxonomy places the organism in Eukaryota, Viridiplantae, Streptophyta, Magnoliopsida, Brassicales, Brassicaceae. Bases 1 to 996 code for a protein of 331 amino acids. The record is from RefSeq and is a predicted model, not a curated record. The transcript is spliced from 6 exons.